GAAAAAAAAUAAAGUGACACGUCCACCCACCCUGUCAAACUUCCACGGUUUUACGGAUGCUGCAUGACAAAUUUUCAUGUUUUAACUAUUAAAAAUGCCGUUGCGCUUGGAUAUCAAGAGGAAGCUGACAGCGAGGUCUGAUCGCGUCAAGUGUGUGGAUCAGCAUCCGACGGAACCCUGGCUUCUGUGCUCACUGCACAGCGGCGACGUCAACAUAUGGAACUAUGAAACUCAUACGCAAAUCAAAAGAUUCGAGGUAUGCGACCUACCAGUGAGGGCCGCCAAGUUCGUGCCCAGGAAGAAUUGGUUUACUACAGGCUCAGAUGAUAUGCAAAUACGAGUGUUCAACUACAACACCCUGGAGAGAGUGCAUGCUUUCGAGGCACACUCGGACUAUGUUAGAUGCAUCGUCAUACAUCCUACACAGCCCUAUAUUCUAACCAGCAGUGAUGAUCUUCUAAUCAAGCUGUGGAACUGGGACCGCAACUGGGCCUGCCAGCAGGUGUUCGAGGGCCACACCCACUAUGUGAUGCAGAUUGUCAUCAACCCAAAGGAUAACAACACAUUUGCGAGUGCCAGUCUCGAUACUACAGUUAAGGUAUGGCAAUUGGGAGCCUCCAUAUCAAACUUCACGCUAGAGGGGCACGAGAAGGGUGUGAACUGCGUAGACUACUAUCACGGGGGAGACAAACCAUACUUGAUCAGUGGGGCUGACGACCGCCUCGUCAAGAUAUGGGACUAUCAAAACAAGACCUGCGUACAGACUUUAGAAGGUCACGCGCAGAACGUGUCAGCGGUGUCGUUCCACCCGGAGUUGCCCAUACUACUCACCGGCUCUGAAGAUGGCACGGUUCGCAUUUGGCACGCUGGCACUUACCGGCUCGAGUUCUCGCUCAACUAUGGCUUUGAAAGAGUCUGGACUAUAUCAUCGUUGCACGGCUCGAAUAAUGUCGCUAUCGGAUAUGACGAGGGAGCCAUCAUGAUCAAAGUGGGCAGAGAGGAGCCGGCCAUAUCUAUGGAUGUUAACGGUGGAAAGAUCAUUUGGGCUAAACAUUCCGAGAUGCAACAAGUCAACCUGAAAGCCCUGCCUGAAGGCACGGAAAUAAAGGACGGCGAGCGGGUGCCAGUGGUCGCAAAGGACAUGGGCUCCUGCGAGAUCUACCCGCAGACCAUCGCUCACAAUCCCAACGGGAGGUUCGUAGUGGUGUGCGGCGACGGUGAAUACAUCAUAUACACGGCCAUGGCGCUGAGGAACAAGGCGUUCGGCACUGCGCAGGAGUUUGUGUGGGCGUUCGACAGCUCGGAGUACGCGACUCUGGAGAAUUCCAGCACCAUCCGCGUGUUCAAGAACUUUAAGGAGCGCAAGAGCUUCAAGCCCGAGUAUGGGGCGCAAGGUAUAUUCGGCGGAUUCAUGUUGGGGGUGAAGUCUAUCAGUGGCAUGGCAUUCUCGUUCUACGAUUGGGAGCGGCUCGAACUUAUUAGAAGGAUAGAGAUCCAGCCCCGUCACGUGUACUGGUCAGAGAACGGCAACCUCGUGUGCCUCGCCACCGACGAGUCGUACUACAUACUGAGCUACAAUGCAGCGGUCGUCAACCUUGCGAGGGAGACAAACACGAACAUCACCGAGGACGGGGUUGAGGACGCCUUUGAUGUGGUGGGCGAAGUGAGCGAGGUGGUCAAAACCGGGCUCUGGGUUGGCGACUGUUUCAUCUACACUAACUCGUUGAACAGGAUAAACUACUAUGUCGGUGGCGAGAUCGUCACCAUAUCGCAUCUGGACCACACCAUGUAUAUAUUGGGAUACGUGUCUAAAGAGAAUAGGCUAUACGUAAACGACAAGGAGCUCAACAUAGUGUCGUACUCGCUGCUCCUGCCGGUGCUCGUGUACCAGACGGCGGUGAUGCGGCGCGACUUCGAGACGGCGGACCGCAUCCUGCCGACCAUACCUCAGGACCAUCGCACCAGGGUCGCGCACUUCUUGGAGAAACAGGGCUUCAAGCAACAAGCGCUGGCGGUAUCCACCGAACCGGAGCACAAAUUCGAGCUGGCGCUGUCGCUGGGCGAGCUGCAGCGGGCCAAGCAACUCGCCGAGGAGGCCGCUAUCGCAGAGGGGGCUCCCUCUGGCACCUCUGCCGCUAGAUGGUCCCGCCUGGGCGCGGCUGCCGCUGCGGCCGCUGACACCGAGCUGACGAAGGCCUGCUACCAGAACGCUAAGGACUACAGUGCACUGCUUCUGUUCGCUGUUAGCACGGGUGACAAGGCGUUACUGGAGGACGUGGCCCGCAUGUCGGCGGAGGAGGGCGAGGAUAAUAUCGCGUUCGUCGCUCACUUCACGCUGAACGAGCUGGAUGAGUGCUUGCAGCUGCUGAUCAAGCGCAACAAGCUGCCCGAAGCCGCUUUCUUUGCCAGGUCGUACAUGCCGUCGAAAGUGAACGAGGUGGUGGUGCUGUGGCGCGAGUCGGUGAGCGCGACCAACAAGAAGUCGGGACAGUCGCUGGCCGACCCCAUCAACUACGAGAACCUGUUCCCCGAAUACAUGGAGUCCCUCGAGCUGGAGAGGUUCCAGCAGCAGGUCGGCUUCUCGCACCACGGCGAGCUGGCCAACCUGCCGGCGAACUGCAAGCUCAGCAACAUCGAGCGCGACCUCGCCGCCGAGAUGUCGCAGCUGCAGGAGCGCGGCCUCUACAAGCCCGCGCCGCCGGCGGACGUGACACGAUCAGAAGCGGACGGUGAGAGCAAUGAGGCGGCUGAGCCGAAUGUGCUGAAUCAAAAACGCAAAGAGUCGUUCGAUAUCAUGGAGGAGAUCGAGAGAGAGAUAGACGACAUCGUGUUAGACGAUGUGGGCGAUGAACCGGAUAAUUUGGACUUAUCGGACGAUGCGGACUUAAUUGAAUAAACUAUACCUAGUUAAUGUAGAAUUUUUAUUUUAUAUAAAUAUUAUUACGAUCAUAAAGUGUGUAUUUCCUAAAGUGCUAAUACAAUUAAGAUUAUUAUAGUAUUAUAC
Molecule: messenger RNA, 3004 nt
Organism: Zerene cesonia (dogface butterfly)
Lineage: Eukaryota; Metazoa; Arthropoda; Insecta; Lepidoptera; Pieridae
Gene: beta'COP
Product: coatomer subunit beta'
Exons: 19
Coding region: 95-2896 (933 amino acids)
Biological process (GO): endoplasmic reticulum to Golgi vesicle-mediated transport; intra-Golgi vesicle-mediated transport; intracellular protein transport
Cellular component (GO): COPI vesicle coat
Molecular function (GO): structural molecule activity; protein binding
Source: RefSeq, a predicted model, not a curated record